UGAUAGACUGGGAAACCGGAGAUCAGAAACUGAAAGGCUUAGGGGAACUCUCCGGAGGUCAUGUAACCUCCGGAGUGGUCAUGCAGACCAUUCUGCAGGAGCAGAGCCAGUCCUCCGACUCUUCACUCACUCAUUCUUUCAUUCUAGAAACAUUUAUUGAAAUGCUGUGUGUCAGGAACUGUGCUGGAUCACAAGGAUAGCAACAAACACCACCGACUUGUCCGCCCUGUUGAUGGCCUGGUAGCAGACAGGGCGUUCAAAAAAAGACCAAGACUGUGCGAUGAAGCCAUGGUCCCGGGAAGCCGAGAGCUGGGGCGGGGGGCUCCCGGAGAGCAAGUCUAUUAGGCCUGGAGAAGGACGGAGGCUGGCUGACUUCUGAGGAGAAGCCCAGGUGGAAGAUGAGAGCCCUGAAUUGGAAGUUCUUGUGCAGCGAGGAGGCAUUACAUUCAGACAAUGGAGGUGGAGCAAGGCGGUGUUGGAGGAGAGCUCUGCAUUUCUGCCAACUAAUCAGCACUACAUUGUCAAGUAAAAGGAAGGUAUAUUGAGGAAGAAGAUGGUUCUUUCUGGCUUGGAUAUCAAAGAACCUGAUUCACCUGAAUCCAAUCUAAAUGGAAGUGACGAUAUGGUGAGGGAACAUGAAAUGGAGUCCAAGGGCAACCUUUACAGCCAAUAUGAGGAGAAGGUGCGGCCAUGCAUUGACCUCAUCGACUCUCUGCGGGCCCUGGGCGUGGAGCAGGACCUGGCCCUGCCCGCCAUCGCCGUUAUCGGAGACCAGAGCUCGGGCAAGAGCUCCGUGCUGGAGGCCCUGUCUGGGGUUGCCCUCCCCAGGGGCAGUGGUAUUGUUACAAGAUGUCCUCUCGUGCUGAGGCUGAAAAAACUUGAGAAGGAAGGCGAGUGGAAAGGCAAAGUCAGCUUCCUGGACAGAGAGAUUGAGAUUUCAGAUGCUUCACAGGUGGAAAAGGAAAUCAGUAAAGCCCAGAUUGCCAUCGCUGGCGAAGGCAUGGGGAUCAGUCAUGAGCUGAUUAGUCUGGAGGUCAGCUCCCCUCACGUCCCAGAUCUGACCCUGAUAGAUCUUCCUGGCAUCACCAGGGUUGCUGUGGGCAACCAGCCACCCGACAUUGAAUAUCAGAUCAAGUCUCUCAUCAGGAAGUAUAUCCUUAGGCAGGAGACCAUCAACUUGGUGGUGGUCCCUGCUAACGUGGACAUCGCCACCACAGAGGCGCUGCGCAUGGCUCAGGAUGUGGAUCCCCAAGGAGAUAGGACCAUAGGAAUCUUGACAAAGCCCGAUCUGGUGGACAAAGGCACAGAAGACAAGGUUGUGGACGUGGUGAGAAACCUGGUCUUCCACCUGAAGAAGGGCUACAUGAUCGUCAAGUGCCGCGGCCAGCAGGAGAUCCAGCAUCGGCUGAGCCUGGACAAGGCCCUACAGAGAGAGCGGAUAUUCUUCGAGGAUCACGCACAUUUCAGGGACCUUCUGGAGGAAGGGAGGGCCACUAUCCCCUGCCUGGCAGAAAGACUCACCAAUGAACUCAUCAUGCACAUUUGUAAAACUCUGCCCCUGUUGGAAAAUCAAAUAAAGGAGACUCACCAGAGAAUAACAGAGGAGUUACAGAAGUAUGGCAAGGACAUCCCAGAAGAAGAAAGUGAGAAAAUGUUCUCUCUGAUAGAGAAAAUUGAUACAUUUAAUAAAGAGAUCAUCUCAACAAUAGAAGGGGAGGAACUCGUGGGGCAGUAUGACUCCCGACUGUUUACCAAAGUACGAGCCGAAUUCUGCAAAUGGAGUGCUGUGGUUGAGAAAAAUUUCGAAAAAGGUCAUGAAGCCAUACGUAAAGAAAUAAAGCAAUUUGAAAAUCGGUAUCGUGGCAGAGAGUUGCCAGGGUUUGUGAAUUACAAGACGUUUGAGAUCAUCAUAAAAAAGCAGGUCAUAGUUCUGGAAGAGCCUGCUGUGGACAUGCUGCACACGGUGACAGAUAUAAUCCGGAAUACCUUCACAGAAGUUUCAGGAAAACACUUUAGUGAAUUUUUCAACCUCCACCGAACUGCCAAGUCCAAAAUUGAAGACAUUCGGUUAGAACAAGAAAAUGAAGCUGAGAAAUCCAUCCGACUACAUUUCCAAAUGGAGCAGUUGGUCUACUGCCAGGACCAGGUGUACCGACGUGCUUUGCAGCAGGUCAGAGAGAAGGAGGCAGAAGAAGAAAAGAAAAAACAAUCAAACCAUUAUUACCAAUCUGAGGACUCAGAGCCCUCCACAGCUGAGAUCUUUCAACACCUGAUGGCGUACCACCAGGAGGUCAGCACCCGCAUCUCCAGCCACAUCCCCUUGAUCAUCCAGUUCUUCGUGCUCCGGACAUAUGGGGAGCAGCUCAAGAAGAGCAUGCUGCAGCUGCUGCAGGACAAGGACCAGUACGACUGGCUGCUGAAGGAGCGCACCGACACCAGAGACAAGAGGAAGUUCCUGAAGGAGCGGCUGGAGCGGCUGUCCCGCGCUCGGCAGCGGCUCGCCAAGUUCCCGGGCUGAACCCGCCCCCCGUCCAGCCCCGGGUCUCCAGGGAGCAGACCACCACCGACAGCUCCCCUGACGGCCGCAAGCCCUUAGCUGCCCGCUUCGCAGAUGCUUCAGUGGUCAGCCUGCAGCCGGAGUCUCUGCUGUCUCUCAGUGGAUAAGCACACUGGCUUCAAACAGCAGGUGAUUUCGCUCCAUGCUUCGCGCCCACCCUGCCCCAUCCCUGAACUCUCUCCACCCCUCUGUCAGUAAUCCCCACAUAGCGCUGUAGAAGGGUCAUUCCAAUGACUGUAAUAGCCUUUCACACCCCAUGUGUUCGGAACAUGAGUGCCACAUUUGUGAAUGCACACAGAAACCUAUUUCUUCGAUUUGUAAUACACUUCUUUCUACCAGA
Molecule: messenger RNA, 2897 nt
Organism: Capra hircus (goat)
Lineage: Eukaryota; Metazoa; Chordata; Mammalia; Artiodactyla; Bovidae
Gene: MX1
Product: MX dynamin like GTPase 1
Exons: 15
Coding region: 554-2518 (654 amino acids)
Biological process (GO): defense response to virus
Cellular component (GO): nucleus; cytoplasm; membrane
Molecular function (GO): microtubule binding; GTP binding; GTPase activity
Source: RefSeq, a predicted model, not a curated record